AGGAGUUUAUAAAGUCCUACACAUGUUUACACCUCACUCACAAUCUGAUCAAUUCUCAUGUUAUCAACACUCCUGAGAGGAAACGUCUGGUCCACGGCGGUAGAACGCUUGGCUUUUGUGAGAGGAAGAAGCGCACGCUUUACACAAAGGGAGUGUGAUAUCCACCCGCUGGUCUGAAAUUAUUCAGCAUUGAGUUAUUUAAUCAUUUAGAUUGCAGAGUGCCGAGAGAGAACUUGUCUGUCUUCUGAUUUAGAGAUGGACCGUGUUUGAACUCGGCUAGCCACUCAUCGUAAUCCUCGAGCUCUAUCACUUUUUUCUGACCCUAAUCCUUUUGCCAUCAGCACCCAUGUACAGCAGUGGCUAUUCCCAGGUCUCCAAGUCGAGGCCGCAGGCCCAAAAGAAGAUGCAGUACCAGUCAAAGGGCAAGAGUUGUGGCUACUACAUGCGCAUUGUCUUCUUCUUCUCUUCGCUCAUCCAGUCUCUUAUCAUAGUUAGCCUUGUGCUCUUUCUGGUCUACGGUAAGACGCAAGACUCAGCGUCCACAUCACGCAUCCAGGACCUAGAAGAAAGCUUCAGCCGACUGUCAAUAGAAAAUGUGGCCCUGAGGCAGCAGAGGAAGAACCUGACCAACUUACUCAACACCACUCUGACUGAGAAAGCCCGUAAUGACUGGGACCUGGUCAGACUCCGCUACUUCUCCAACAUCUCAGCGAUCCUUAUUCAAGAUAUGGACAAGAAGCUGCAACAGUCCUACACUAAGUUGUUACUUUGCGAGAGCACAGGAACCCGAUGCCAAACCACAUUUCAACCUACAGACAGAUGUAACUGUGGCCUGAUAACUGAGCGGCUGAAAGCUGGGCGUGAGCUUGUGGAGUCCAACUUCACAACAACAGCCCAGAGGAUGAGGAUGGAAAUGGACCAGACUACCAAAGAGAGGGACAUCAUUAACUUGGAGGUCAUCCGUCUGCGGAGAGACAAAUCCACACAUGAAAAGGAGGUGGAGUUCUUCAAACAGAAAUGCAAAGAUGACUUUUCCCAGUCCUUGAGUGGUAUCUCCAACAUCUCCAAGGCUUUCCUAGAGAAGAUCAAUUCCCUCUUCCCUUCACACAUCGCCUUCCAGCUCACCUGUCCGAAACAGAGGGAUCACCUGGAGCAGAUCCGCACCAAUUGCACCAGCCUGUCCAUGGAUGUGGAGGACAAACUUCAGCGUUACCUGAAUGUUGUGGGAGAACAGGUGUCAGGCAUCCAGGCUGAGAACAGCCGCACGAAGGCAGAGAACUGGCGGCUGUCUGACGACUACCGCUGGUGCAGCACGAACCGUACAGGCCUGAUUCUGCAGCACAGACAGAACAUACACAAGCUUCAGGGGAAACACGAUGAGGACAAGGAGAGACUCCUGAUGGACAAGAUGAAGCUAAAUGGAGAGAUAGAAGUCCUUAACAACAAUGUCAAGUAUAAAAGUAGAGCAAUGGAUCACCUUACAGAGCAAUUCAAGCAGCUCAACAUGUCCUGCAUGCCUAAGACAGGGUUUGGUGGAUUGCCAGGAGGCUCAACAGGUACACAGUCUCAGUCUAGGUGGGGCUUGGGUGGAUCCAGCUCUUCUAGUGGGGGUCAGCUUGGUAAUCCAGGGACAGGUAGGUUGAGCCUUGGCUCAGAAAACCCAGGAUCAACUGGAUUCAAUAAGCCAGGAUCAACUGGGGCAGGUAGCUCCACCGGGUUAGGAUUCAAUAAGCCAGGAUCAACUGGGGCAGGUAGCUCCACCGGGUUAGGAUUCAAUAAGCCAGGAUCAACUGGGGCAGGUAGCUCCACCGGGUUAGGAUUCAAUAAACCAGGAUCAACUGGGGCAGGUAGCUCCACCGGGUUAGGAUUCAAUAAGCCAGGAUCAACUGGGGCAGGUAGCUCCACCGGGUUAGGAUUCAAUAAGCCAGGAUCAACUGGGGCAGGUAGCUCCACCGGGUUAGGAUUCAAUAAGCCAGGAUCAACUGGGACAGGUAGCGCCACUGGAUUAGGAUUCAAUAAACCAGGAUCAACUGGGACAGGUAGCGCCACUGGCUUAGGAUUUAAUAAGCCAGGAUCAAAUGUGAAAAGCUCUUCAGGCUUUGGGUCAACUGGGUCAACUGGGUCGACUGGGUCGACGAAUAAAAGUGGGUCAAACAACUUUCCUUGGGUUGGGUUCGGGGGCAGUAACUCAGGGCAAAGUAAGCCAGGAAGUGGAACAGGGAGAGGACCAUCAACUGGGAACAGUGGUGGAACUGGAUCGUCUGGGAGUGGACUGGGAGGCGGCUCAAUCAGUGUUGCUCAACACCUUAAAGAUCUGCAACGCAUCAUCAACCCCUCUGGCCCAGAGGAGAAACAAGAUCUCUCCAGAAUGUUGGGUUAGCACAUCUUGCAGAGAAAAAACACAACAUAAAAGAGAUGUAUCUUCCAAUGCAUUAUUAGGCAUAGCUAAAGGCAAGCUUCUAAUAUUGAGUUCACAUGUUAGAAAUAAAUGUACCAUAUAUUUUACAUUAUUUGUGACCAUUUAUACUUCAAUAUACAUUUAGAACCGUACUUUGAAUAUUUUUUUGCACUUUUGAAUGUAAAAUAUGAAUUUUGUAUCUAUACAGUAAUAAUAAGCACAUAUUGUAUUUUUAGACUGUAAAUACUGACAUAUAAAAGCUUUGUUUCAAUGCGAGUAAA
This is a messenger RNA of Cyclopterus lumpus (lumpfish), 2679 nucleotides long. It is a transcript of the gene plvapa, whose product is annotated as plasmalemma vesicle associated protein a. The record is from RefSeq and is a predicted model, not a curated record. Gene Ontology annotation, biological process: positive regulation of cellular extravasation; regulation of vascular permeability. The coding region runs from base 347 to 2380 and encodes 677 amino acids. The transcript is spliced from 6 exons. Gene Ontology annotation, cellular component: caveola. Lineage: Eukaryota; Metazoa; Chordata; Actinopteri; Perciformes; Cyclopteridae.